This is a messenger RNA of Triticum dicoccoides, 3147 nucleotides long. Its product is annotated as probable LRR receptor-like serine/threonine-protein kinase At3g47570. Lineage: Eukaryota; Viridiplantae; Streptophyta; Magnoliopsida; Poales; Poaceae. Gene Ontology annotation, biological process: protein phosphorylation. The record is from RefSeq and is a predicted model, not a curated record. Bases 1 to 3147 code for a protein of 1048 amino acids. Gene Ontology annotation, molecular function: protein binding; protein kinase activity; ATP binding. The transcript is spliced from 3 exons.
AUGGGGGGCAUGAGUUCGCUAUGCACAUUCCUGGCCGUCCUGACUACUGCGAUUGCGAUCGUGGCCGCUAGCGACGAGGCUGCGUUGCUCGCUUUCAAAGCGCAGGUCAGCGAUGGCGGCUCGCUGGCCUCCUGGAAUAGCAGCGCCAGCUUUUGCAGCUGGGAAGGUGUGACAUGCAGCCACCGCAGGCCAGCGCGGGUGGUGGCGCUGAGAUUGAACAACAAGGCGCUCGCCGGAGAACUCUCCCCAGCCAUCGGGAACCUCACGUUCCUGCGGACGCUCAACCUGAGCUUCAACUGGUUCCACGGGGAGAUACCAGCGAGCCUUGGCCGCCUCCGCCGCCUGCAUAGGCUCGACUUGGGCAACAACUCCUUCUCUGGCACAUUACCAGUGAACCUGAGCUCAUGUGUCAGCAUGGCCAUAAUGGGACUGCUAAACAACAAGCUUGGCGGGCGCAUCCCGGCUGAGAAGCUCACGUCCCUAGUAAGGAUGUCACUGAGUAACAACAGCUUCACAGGGCUCAUCCCUCCAUCACUGGCCAAUCUGUCCCAUUUGGAAGUCCUUGAUCUCUCACGCAACCAGCUCGUGGGCUCAAUCCCACCAGGGCUCGGAAGCAUCCACGGCAUGAAACAGUUCAGCAUCGCCAGAAACCUCAUCAGCGGUAUGAUUCCAACCUCUCUCUACAAUUGGUCCUCGCUAGAACUAUUUGAUGUAGGGACAAAUAUGUUGCACGGCAUUUUGGAUGAUUUCGGAAACAAUUUCCCCAAGUUGGAAUAUCUUGGCUUGUCUGGUAAUCACUUCACUGGAACAAUCCCGUCCUCAAUAUCCAACAUAUCUUCCCUCAUAUCAGUUGGCUUUGAUAGCAACAGAUUUAGUGGGUACUUUCCUCCCACAUUUGGGAAGCUGGGAGCACUUCAAUAUUUGAACUUGAAUAACAAUAAGCUUGAAGCGAAUGACAACAAGGGGUGGGAAUUCAUCACGUCUUUGGGAAACUGCAGCCAACUGCAGCUAUUGGGACUCGGCAUCAAUUCUUUUGAAGGACAACUACCAGGUUCAAUUGUGAACCUGUCAACGACUCUCCAAUACUUGUACUUAGGUGACAAUAGGAUCUCUGGGAGUAUUCCUGCAGAUAUAGGCAAUUUAGUUGGUCUGCAAACACUUGUGAUAGCAAACACUUCCAUGUCCGGAGUGAUUCCAAAGAGCAUUGGUAAGCUAGAGAACUUGAUCGAUCUAGCUUUGUACAACAAUAGCUUGUCUGGGCUCAUACCGCCAUCUCUAGGAAACCUUUCACAAUUGAAUAAGCUUUAUGCACGUAAUAGCAACUUGGAGGGACCAAUUCCGGCAAGCCUGGGGAAGUUGAAAAACCUCUUUGUACUUGAUCUAAAAAUGAAUUACCGUCUCAAUGGUUCAAUACCCAAAGAAAUUUUCAGAUUACCCAGCCUUUCUUGGUAUUUGGACUUGACAUACAAUUCCCUUUCCGGACCCCUUCCUAAUGAAGUUGGUAGCUUGGCAAACCUUAACCUACUAGUUCUAUCAGGAAACCAGUUGUCUGGCAAGAUACCCGACAGUAUACAGAACUGCAUGGUAUUGGAGCAACUAUUCUUAGACAACAAUUCCUUUGAGGGAAACAUACCUCAGUCACUGACAAAUAUAAAGGGGCUCAGUAUAUUGAACCUGACCAUGAAUAAGUUCUCUGGUAAUAUUCCUGAUGCCCUUGGCAAUAUUGGAAACCUGCAAGAGUUGUACGUAGCACACAACAACUUGUCAGGAUCAAUCCCAUUAGUUCUACAGAAUUUGUCAUCAUUGUCUGAAUUGGAUAUAUCCUACAAUAAUUUGCAAGGCGAGGUGCCAAAUGAAGGUGUUUUCAGAAACAUCACUCACUUAUCAGUUGUUGGGAAUGUCAAUUUGUGUGGUGGUACACCUCAACUUCAUUUGGCUCCGUGCCCCACAAGGGUCUUAAGCAAGAAGAGAAAAAAGAUGCCAAAGUCCCUUGUAAUUUCUCUAGCAGCAGUUGGAGCAAUCGUGUUCUCACUUUCAGUGAUUGUUCUUGUUUGGAGACUUUGUAAGAAGCUCAAAUCAAGCCCGAAGACAGUAGCAAAAGAUUCAAUUGUUGAUGGCCAUUACAGAAGAAUCCCCUAUCCUGCAUUACUGAAAGGAACUAACGAAUUUUCAGAAGCCAACUUGCUUGGGAGAGGAAGUUAUGGUGCGGUUUAUAAGUGUGUUUUGGACAACGAAGAAAGAACAUUGGCUGUCAAGGUGUUUAACCUUGGUCAAUCUAGGUAUUCGAAGAGUUUUGAGGCUGAAUGUGAGGCUAUGAGAAGGAUACGACAUCAUUGUCUCAUUAAGAUCGUUACUUCUUGUUCGAGCAUCAACCACCAAGGUCAAGAGUUCAAGGCAUUGGUUUUCGAAAAAAAAAUGCCCAAUGGUAACUUGGAUAGCUGGCUUCAUCAACCAUCUAAAGAUCCCACUACAAACAACACGCUCAGCCUUGCCCAGAGGUUUGAUAUUGCUAUCAAUAUUGUGGAUGCAGUAGAAUAUCUACACAACUACUGCCAACCGUUGGUGAUCCAUUGUGAUCUUAAGCCAAGCAACAUUCUUCUUGCUGAAGACAUGAGCGCCCGAGUUGGAGACUCUGGCAUAUCAAGAAUCCUUCAAGAAAAUACAAGUGAGGGGAUGCAAAGUUCAUAUGGCUCAACUGGAAUUAGAGGUUCCAUAGGCUAUGUUGCUCCAGAGUAUGGAGACGGCUCUGCGGUCUCUACAGCUGGUGAUAUUUAUAGCCUUGGCAUAUUGCUGCUUGAGAUGUUCACGGGAAGAAGCCCAACAGAAGGCACGUUCGGAGAUUCAUUGGGUCUGCAUAAGUUUAUCGAGGAUGCUCUUCCAGAUAGAACCUUGGAGAUAGCUGACCCUACAAUGUGGUUGCACAGCGGACAACACAAUAACACUACAAGUAUUAGAAUUCAGGAGUUAUUGGUUUCAGUCUUGAGCCUUGGCAUAUCCUGCUCAAAGCAACAUCCUCGUGACCGAGCACUGACAAGUGAUGCAACAGCGGAGAUGCAUGCAAUCAGAGAUGCAUACCUCAAGUUCAUAGGGGAGCAUGGAGCAGAACCAGAAGCCUCGACUCAAGAAAUUCAGAGCAGCAUUGCAUAA